This is a messenger RNA of Danaus plexippus (monarch butterfly), 1452 nucleotides long. Its product is annotated as lipase 3-like. The transcript has 5 exons. NCBI's taxonomy places the organism in Eukaryota, Metazoa, Arthropoda, Insecta, Lepidoptera, Nymphalidae. Gene Ontology annotation, molecular function: hydrolase activity, acting on ester bonds. Bases 16 to 1227 code for a protein of 403 amino acids. Gene Ontology annotation, biological process: lipid metabolic process. The record is from RefSeq and is a predicted model, not a curated record.
AUUCAAUAAACAAUAAUGUUGGCAGUUGUUCUGAUAGUGACCGCUCUCGUCACCGCACAGGCUGGGCCAUCACCAGUGCUCCCAGAGGAUCGGUACCUCCAAAGUGAGAACGAUGAUAGGCCAUAUGACAUUGCACAAAGAAUAGCGAGAGAUGGUUAUUACUCGGAAUCCCACAACGUGAUUACCAGCGAUGGAUACAUCCUGGAAUUAGUUCGAAUUCCCUACAAGCGCUUCGAGUUCUGGAGGAAUCCAUUUGCUCCAAAGAAGCCCGUUGUGUUUUUGAUGCAUGGACUUCAGGGCUGUGCGAUAACCUACAUAACCCUGGGUGCGAAACGUAGCUUAGCAUACAACUUGGCUGAAGCUGGUUUCGAUGUUUGGUUGGGGAAUGCGAGAGGGGCUUUGAAUUCCAGAAAACACUUGAUAUUGGAUCCCGAUAAUCCUGAUCAUGCGGUAAAAUUCUUCGAUUACACUUUCGAAGAUAUCGCUACUAAGGACCUUCCUGCUAUGAUCGACGCUGUUCUCAGAAUCACGAAGCAAGAAAAACUUCAUUAUGUCGGACAUUCUCAAGGAGCAACUGCCUUUAUUACUUUGAACUCUGUAAAGCCAGAAUACAAUGACAAAUUCUUAUCAGCUGACUUGCUAGCUGGCGUCGGCUAUCAGGACCACUUCCCAACCAAAAUUAUAGAUGAAAUCGCCAAACAAACUGAUUUAAUAUUUGCCUUAGCUCGCAGACAGGGUUUGAUGGAAAUUGGACAUUUAAAAAAGAGUUCAAUCGUAGAGGACUAUAAGAAUACAGAGGAGGUUGAAGCAGCGAACGCCUUAAAUAAAUUUCUUUCAUUGCUGGAGGGAAUUUUAAUGCUUGGACGUCUGGAGAUAAUAGCGGGAGCAUCUAUCAAGCAAUAUGCGCACUUUGGACAAAACAUCAGAGAUAAAUCUUUUAGACGAUACAACUACGGUGCUCUAAGAAAUCUAGUGAGAUACGGCAGCCUCGAGCCUCCUAAGUAUGACAUCAGUCGCAUCACCGUGGAUUUAACGAUGCAUUACGCUAUGUCCGAUGUUCUACUGAGUGAAGAAGAUGUUUUAAAUAUGGCCAGAGUUAUUCCAAACGCUAAAGCUCGCAGAGUAGAGAGAGAAAGCUUUGGACACAUGGAUUUCGUUAUAUCUAAUGAUUCUAAGGAAUUAGUCACUGAUUUUAUCGUUGAAAAAUUAAAAAAUUCUUACCUCUGAUACGGAAAAUUUAAUUAUGUAAAUAUUAAAUAUUUUUAGUAAACCAAUUAGGAUGGGAUUAAUGAGAUUAAACUAAAAAGACUAAAAUGAGUCUGAAAAGAAAAUUCUCUACUAUGUUCAUUUAAUUUGAAUAUUUUAUGUAACCAAACAAAGCUUUAUAACUUAAAUAUGUGUUGUGAAGUACUUACUGUUCGAAAUUAUUAUAAGUGUAAAUAAAAAAAAAGG